AUGCGAGUCGUCUUCGACGCAUCGUCGAGGGCACGAGGAUGCAAGUUUCUCAAGGAGUGCUUAGAGAACGGCGACAACUUGUGCCAAGACCUCGUAAGGGUAUUGCUGCGCUUCAGAAUGCACCCUAUCGCCAUAAUGACGGAUAUUAAGAAGGCUUUCCUUCAGAUUUUGAUAAAUGAAGAGAACCUAGAUGCCUUUCGAUUUCUCUGGUUCGAAGAAGGCGAUGUUGCCGAUUUUCAACGGAAGCAACCGCGGGCAUGGAGAAUGACCAGAAUAUCUUUUGGGGUGACCUGCAGCCCAUUUAUGCCGACAGCAACCAUUCUUCAUCACUUUAGAACAGCACCACCGAGCAUGAGCUUGACUGCCCCGACAUUGAGCGAAUCGUUCUACGUCGACGACUUUGUGAGAGGAGCUGAUACGGAAGACGAAGAUGCCGAGUUUUGUAAAGAGGAGCAACAGCUCAUGCUCUCGGCAGGCAUGAAUCCCCGAAAAUGGACGACAAACUCCGCGAUGCUUAUGAACCUAUUGUAA
Messenger RNA from Rhipicephalus microplus (southern cattle tick), 531 nucleotides. RefSeq lists its product as uncharacterized. Lineage: Eukaryota; Metazoa; Arthropoda; Arachnida; Ixodida; Ixodidae. The record is from RefSeq and is a predicted model, not a curated record.